This is a messenger RNA of Nicotiana attenuata, 540 nucleotides long. RefSeq lists its product as uncharacterized. Lineage: Eukaryota; Viridiplantae; Streptophyta; Magnoliopsida; Solanales; Solanaceae. Bases 1 to 540 code for a protein of 179 amino acids. The record is from RefSeq and is a predicted model, not a curated record. The transcript has a single exon.
AUGGUACAAUGGGAGUUCAUUGAAGAAAUGUUAAAGGGUUAUGGCUUUCCUCCAAAGUUUAUUCAGAUGAUCAUGGCAUGUCUAACAACAAAGUUCUCAGUGAAGGUUAAUGGGGAGGGAUAUGGCUAUUUUGAGGGGAAGAGGGGUCUAAGACAAGGAUUAUCCCCACUGCUCUUUGUUAUGGUGAUAGAAUAUCUAUCUAGGAUCCUAAAGAGGAUGAGCCAACUGCCAGAUUUUAAAUACCACCCAAUGUGCAAGGAACAACAACUCACUCACCUGACAUUUGCAGAUGAUUUAAUGUUGUUUUGCAAAGGGAAUGAGGCAGUUGUAAGGAGAAUAACGGAAGCACUUAGACACUUCUCAGAGACUACAGGUCUGAAGGCAAAUACAGACAAGUCAAGCAUAUAUAUUGCAGGAGUAGAUGAUGAGCUAAAACAGAAAUUGUUGGACAUCACAUGCUACUCGAGUGGCACAUUUCCUAUGAGAUACCUUGGUCUCACAUUAUCCCCAAAGAGGUGGAGUAAAAUGGACUAUCACUAG